AUGUGCGAGAAAUAUAUGUGUAAGACGGAUUGUGAGAAUCCACGGAAAGUUGAAGGACAGUGCUGUCCGGUUUGUGAUGAGCCAACAAUCAUUCGUCCACCUGCAACCUGCCCAUCUCUGGAGCUUUGUUCGUUGAGAUGUGCCAACGGUCUUCGUAGAGACAACAUCGGGUGUUAUGUCUGUGAAUGUCUUCCAGAUGAGGUCCAACUAAUCCGAGAUGCAGAGAACUCAAUUGAUGAGAACUGUGAAAAACAAUGCGCUCACGGAUAUUUGAAGACGAAGACGGUUGCACUGUAUGCAAAUGCUCCAAAUGUCCACCACUUCACCAAUGUCACAAGCACUGUCUCUACGGAUUCGAGACGAAUUCAGCGGGUUGCUCGUUGUUGCAAGUGUCGAGCUUCAUCGAAAUUGGAUAAGAAGCCAAACACAACUAAAUCGACGAAAACUGGUGGAGCUGGCUCUUCGCAAAUGACAGAGUAUCAUAGUGAGAAGUUGAGUGUACUUAUUUUAUUC
Caenorhabditis remanei is the source of this 513-nucleotide messenger RNA. RefSeq lists its product as uncharacterized. The record is from RefSeq and is a predicted model, not a curated record. Lineage: Eukaryota; Metazoa; Nematoda; Chromadorea; Rhabditida; Rhabditidae. Gene Ontology annotation, molecular function: serine-type endopeptidase inhibitor activity. The transcript has 3 exons. The annotation marks the transcript as partial.